UUUUCAAAUUUAUAUUCCGAAAUAAGAAAUAAACUAAUUCUUCCCCUCAACUCAGAGUCUAUAGUCUACUUACUUGGAAAAAGGGCAACAUUUCUCUUUAGAUCUGAGCUUGAGAUUAAUCUCACUUCAAUAAUUAGGGUUUGUAGGUUUUUAUCUUCCAUAGCGUAUCAGACUUCAAAGCUCUGAGCUUUUUCUUAUUUUUUUCUCCUCUUAUUUAAGGCGGAGAAAUUCUAGGCUUCUGUGAUUGUAUCGGAGAAGUAAAAAGAUUUUAUUGAAGAAAGUGAAGCCGUAUUUGACUAUAUAGGCAGGACGUUGUUUUCGGUCUUUGAGCUUGUUGAAGUGGAAACCUUGAUUUUGAAAAAGAAAAAGACUAUUUUUUACUUUUGAAGCUGAAAAUAUUCGUAGAUUUUGAUGCGAUUUCUAGCUGGUUAAGAGUUUCCAGGUUGAUUCGUUAAUCUUUGGUUUUUUGGAUUCCAAGCUUGAAUGUCGAGAGGGCAGAUUUAAGAGAAGCGAGCCCCAAAUUUUGGCUCCGAAUUUCUGUUUGUUGGUGAUUUCAUUUUGCUAAAUGUUGUUGAAAAUCGCGUCAUAAUAUAGGUUUCGGUUGUAUUUUCAGUAAAUACUGGAUUUGGCUUAAACUUAGCUCAAUUCGGAGAUUUUCAGCUAUUUUUGUUAGGUUUUGACAUUUUUUUAUAGAAAUAUUGUUAUGUUCUGAGCAAUGGCGCUUAAGCUUCCCGCGUCAGAAGCAGCCAAGGUUGCCAUUCAGUCGAUUGGACGUGGAUACGACAUAUCCUUAGAUCUGAGGUUGAAGUACUGUAAAGGGGAUUCACGUUUGAUUGAGAUCGGUGAGGAUCAGGGUAGGGAGAUUGUUCUACCUGGCGGGACUUCUAUGCCAAACGUUUCAAAAUCGAUCAAGUGCGAUAAAGGAGAGAGAACGAGAUUUCGCUCGGAUGUUCUAUCUUUCCAGCAGAUGUCAGAGCAAUUUAAUCAAGAGCUGUCAUUGACUGGAAAAAUUCCUUCUGGGCUCUUCAAUGCUAUGUUUGAGUUUUCUGGUAGUUGGCAAAAAGAUGCGGCAUACACAAAAACCCUUGCUUUUGAUGGAAUGUUCAUAUCACUCUACACUGUUGCACUUGAAAAAUCUCAGAUGGUGCUGUGUGAUCAUGUAAGAAAAGAAGUUCCAUCAACAUGGGAGCCUGCUGCAUUAUUCCAGCAUCCAGAAGUUUGA
Messenger RNA from Olea europaea var. sylvestris, 1222 nucleotides. RefSeq names its product MACPF domain-containing protein At4g24290-like. The coding region runs from base 716 to 1222 and encodes 168 amino acids. Gene Ontology annotation, biological process: plant-type hypersensitive response; regulation of salicylic acid mediated signaling pathway. Lineage: Eukaryota; Viridiplantae; Streptophyta; Magnoliopsida; Lamiales; Oleaceae. Gene Ontology annotation, cellular component: plasma membrane. The transcript has 2 exons. The record is from RefSeq and is a predicted model, not a curated record.